CCUUAGCCGUAAGUGUCUCUCUCUCUCUCUCUUUGUAGUAUUCUCUCAAUCAAUCCUAUGGAUAUGGAGGAGAAAGGUUGGGAGAGGCUAGAGCUUGAUGGUGAAUUUCAGAUAUGUUACUGUGCUGCAGACGAGUGGGAUGAGGUGAGGUGUUACAUCAUCAAGGUCCCUGACCCUGAAGCCUGUCCUCCUACUUUAUAUUUUUCAUGUCCUUUACUGAACCUAAAGGAUAAGAAAAAGGAAUUUAGCUUCACCCCAAAGAGGCUCAAUCCUAUUUCACAAUCCAAGGAACCUUGCCCCUCUAGAUACUUCACACUUUUAGGCAAUCUUCUGUAUUCUGUUGGUGGCCUAACAAAAGACACUGACGACACUGACCCUGAUAGUGUUACAUAUUUUCGGAGUAGAGAAGUUUGGACCCUCGACCUUACAUGUCCUGAGGAGGGUUGGAAGGCUGCUCCAUCCUUGAAAUAUGGUAGACAAAACCCUCAGACCAUUGUUGUCGACGGUAAGCUUUAUGUCUUUGGGGGUUUCGGUUGGGAAAUGGAAAUCGAAGGUUCGGUUGAGUGGAUGGAGGUUUUUGACCCCAGUUUGGGAAGGUGGGAAAGCCUACCAAACCCCCCCUCUUAUUGCGAAUUCCGUGGUGAUCACCUAAUCCUAUACGCUCACUUGGAGGCCAACAACGAGAUUAUGGUAACUAAACCACCCACAAAAGAUGGAUACGAAUGGGAUUUUGUUGAAAUCUUUAGCUACAAUGUCAGGUCUCGUUCCUGGAAUGAGUUGUUUCAGCCUUCCGAGCAACGGAUACUGAUUAACCCACAUAUUAAAUGUGGAAGAGCUCUAGCUAUUGGUAAUACUCUCUAUUGGGCUUGCAUCUCUCAUAAAGAACUCAGUAUCUACGCAUUUGAUUUAGAUAAGAAAUUGUGGGCUAGUGAAUAUCUCUACACUAGAAAAAUUUUUGGGGAGCGUGAACGUUUGUAUGUAACUUCUGGUGCUGGUUUUGUCCACUUAUCUGGUCUGAAAUUCUGCCUUAUGUCGCAGUCCGUCAACGUCGACAAAUUUUCUCGGUAUCUUUAUUGUUUUGUACUUGACCUUUCUGCAUUAUUCCACGGUGUUCUCAACAAGGACAGCAAUGAGGACGACGAGGACGACCAGCACAAGGAGGAUGAUGAUGGUUCCGUGAAGUCUCAUCUAUCGAUUCUUUCCAUUCAGAAAUACUUGUUCGAUACUGAUGUACGCUUCUUGGACUGCAUGAUUAUCAAAUGAAGGAACUCAAUCACCAAAGAAGUAGAACCAAAGAGAUCAAGGAAAGGAAGUGUAACGAUCAAAGAUUAAUAUGAUAGAGGGCUUAGUAUGCAGUCUUAAAUAGGUAUUCUAUAUUCAGUAUUCUUAUUCGUCCACCUUUCAGAAAAUAUGACAUUGUCAAAUAUUCCCAAAGUAACUCUUAUUAAUAUUAAUAUCUUAAGAG
Molecule: messenger RNA, 1465 nt
Organism: Quercus lobata
Lineage: Eukaryota; Viridiplantae; Streptophyta; Magnoliopsida; Fagales; Fagaceae
Exons: 2
Coding region: 58-1263 (401 amino acids)
Molecular function (GO): protein binding
Source: RefSeq, a predicted model, not a curated record